UUGUCGGAGGAGGCGGGCAGGAUCUCGGCAGAUCUCAUUCUCCUUCUGCCGGUGUUUUCUACGGGUGUGUGUGUGUGUGUCGGUAUACGCACAUUAUCUUUCAUAUCUAAUGUGAGGGAUCGAUUUAGUCUCUUUUAAUCGCGUUUUCUGCCUCUCUAAUGGAGUGACCGCAGAUGCGCGGAUCUGGAACCCGUUAUCCCGGACAGAGACACGCUUUGUUCGGCCAGUAAAGAAAAACAAUCACGUCUACAAGCAAAAUGAACGACCCGGAGAAAGAGAAUAAAUCUGAUGAAGACUCGGAGUCUCUGGAGGAAGAAGAAGAGGUCGACCCGAGGAUUCAGGGAGAGCUGGAGAAACUGAACCAGUCCACAGAUAACAUCAACCAGUGGGAGACAGAACUGGAGGACUCCCGGCAGAAGUUUCGUGCUGUCCUGGUGGAGGCAACAGUCAAGCUGGACGAGCAGGUAAAGAAGAUCGGCAAAGCUGUGGAAGAAUCAAAACCAUACUGGGAGGCCAGAAGAGCAGCCCGACAGGCUCAGGUUGAAGCUCAGAAAGCCACACAGGAGUAUCAGCGGGCCAUCGAGAUCCUGCGGGCGGCGAAAGAAACCAUCGCUUUGGCAGAAGAGCGUCUGCUGGAGGAGGACAGCCGGCAGUUUGACUCGGCCUGGCAGGAGAUGCUCAACCACGCCACACAGAGGGUGAUGGAGGCGGAGCAAAGCAGGACGCGCAGUGAAAUGGAGCACAGAGAAACUGCGGCCAAAUACAACGCCGCCAUCAGCCACAUGAGACAGCUGGAGAAAAAGCUGAAGCGCACCAUCAACAAAUCCAGGCCGUACUUCGAACUGAAGGCAAAGUAUUAUUUACAGCUUGAGCAACUGAAGCGUCGGGUCGACGAGCGUCAGGCUAAACUCACCCAGGCUAAAGCUGAGUACCGAAGCGCCCUGAGGAACCUGGAGACCAUCUCAGACGAGAUCCACGAGCGGCGCCGACUGUCCGCCAUCGGGCCCCGGGGCCGAGGGGUCGGGGCUGAAGAUGACGGAGCCACCAGCGAUGACAUCACCAACUUCAAAAUGGAGUCUGACGGCAUCUCCAUGAUUUCUGUGAAUCUGGAGGAUGGCUGUAAUGGCACCACAUCAGAGGAGGAUCCGGAGACUUCAGAGUCCAGCUGCAGUGUGAGCUCCACAUCUGUGCCUCUGGAUAUGCCCUGCCCGUAUCCGUCCUCUGCAUCCCCUUACCCGCUGCUGUCCUCCUCCUGCCCAUACCCGUCCUCCGGCUGUCCUGAUCUGCUCCAGAUGCCCGGCUCCGGCUCUCUGGAGGGCUUCGAGCGUGUGUCUCCAGUGCUGGGCCCUCGCAGCGAGUGCAGCGGUGCCUCGUCUCCAGACUGCGAACAGGAGAGAGGUGAAAGGGCAGAAGGAGCAGAAGUCAAACCUGAACAAACAACCAACAUCAGCAGUCAGAAAAGCACAGAUCUGGAGAAGAGUCUUCGUAGUUUAUCUCUGCAAACCCCAGACGAAAACCACAACGAAAGCGAAACAGACGCUCAUUCAUUCACUGUGGGCUCCAACACACCAGUGCUGCUAAACAGUGUUUAAUACACACUCCACACACUAGACUGAGUUGUGUUGUGAAGUGUGUGAAACUAUACGAUCAUCUCAGUGUUACGGAGAAAAGCUCAUCAUCUCAGACUGGAUUAAAAACCCAUGACAGUAUUAAAGACCAACCCAGGUUCAUUAUGGACACGUACCCCUGUAUACAUUUUUGGAGAGCGCCAAAUUCGUCCCAGGAGAUAUGUCCCAGUUUUUUUCACGGUUUUUGUUUUCGCGAAUCCACCAGAGGCCACUGUGUACACAUUUUCAGAUCCUAAAUUUCUCUAGCGAGUGCCAUUCACGCCUGCUCUUCUUGCCUAAGUCCACCAGAGGCCGCAGUCAAAUGACUGACUGAUUGACCAACGAUCACCCCACCCUUCCCCUUCUAUAAACUCAACCGAUAGUGUUUUCAAAAACACAGAUUGACCCAAUUACCCCUUUCUAAAAACAAAAACGAUAGUGUUUUCAAAAGCAAUCCAGAAAAUGAAAAGCCCUUGCGUCCCCCUGAUUUUUACCACAUUUUCAGAUUUUACCACAUUCUCACCCUGUUAUUUACCUCUUUAUUUAUUUUUUGCCUUUUUUUUUUACCUGCUUUCUGGAACCGUUCUUCACCGGACUUGAACACUGUCUUCGUGGUCGACUCUGCAUCUUAAGUCCGCCGCCGUACGUGGCGAGCCAAUGGGCAAACUGAUUAACAGCGGGAAAGUCAUCCACACUGAGGUAAGCGGUCAGCUGGUAGCGCGAAAACAAACAGAAGCCAUCGGCGGCAUCAUACCGCCCUGCAGCAUUCGUUUUAAAGACGUAUCGCAGCCAUACGUACCUCUGGCUACAUAAUUCCCGCUCUCCAGAAAUGUAUACGGGUGUACAUAUUCACAAUGAGCCUGUGCUGCAACCUACCGACAGUUAUUAGACAUCAGCUAUGAAGUGACGGAAACCAUACUGAACAUUUUAGUCGUCAUUGAGUGGAUGUUCUUCAUGUCUUCCUCAAAUAUGCAUGUCCUGAAUACAGUGCCAUACACUAAUAUUGGUAUCUUUGCUAAAUGUGAUGUAAGAAAGCUGUGAAAAAAUGUCUUUAGUGUUUAACCUUUUGAUAUUUUGCUCAAAAUAUGAACAUUUCAUUGGGAACAAACCAAACUGCUUGAUUCUGAUUGGCUGAUGAGCAGUCUAAAGUGCACUGCUAUGUUCAGAUAAAGUAGUUCUGGCACGUUUUGAGCACAUUCACAGUCAAAAUCACAUCGAAACACAACAGAAGGGUUUGGAGGAGAUGUGGAAGAAACUAGUGCUACACACAGGAGACGCUUGAGGACAAAAACCUGACGAAUGUCUGAGAUACAACAUUUCAACAGUGGCUUUAGGUGUUUAACAAUAGUAUAAGUGGAAUAAUUGACUUCGGUGCAUUGACCAAGAUAUUUCUAAAGUAUAUUCUGAGUAGCUAUGUUUCCAUCCAAAAAUGCGAAUGAACUUCAUGCGCAAAACUGAAUUAUUGCAUUAAAGACAUGCGAAUAAGGCAGAGUUUCCAUCCAACGAGUCGAAGCGAACAAAAUCGUCACUUCCUGAUUACCUGGUGCCAAAUAUCAACAGUAAAAACUGAAUUUACUGCAGUAGGAGAAGCUGCGUCAAUCUUUUCUUCAUCUAAUAAAUGACUUGCGCCUCAGAAGGCAAUCCUGACAUACAGUGAACGAGCGGUGGCGUUUGAAGGUGUCAGAUGCGGAGCACAGACGCUCUUGAUUCUGGAGGUCAUUAAUAAUAUAAUAACAUUAAUACUUAAACGGUAAGGCGUUUUAGAAUGACCAAAACACCAGUUCAGAUGGUUUACAGUGUGCUCAGCCUGCUGGUUUGUCUAUUUAUACACAUUUUUUAUCAUCACAUGAUCUCUUAUCACAAAAUCACAUGACCAUUUGUGAAAUUUGUGCGGUAAAAGUGUUUCCAUCGUAGUUUAUGCACAACUUUUCUUAUCGAAUAAGUUUUUUAUGCACAUUUUCAAAACUUAUGCACAUCAUGGUGUUUCCAUCAACCGUUUUUUUAUGCGCAUAUGCAAAAUGUGCAUAAAAAUAGGUGGAUGGAAACAUAGCUACUGAUAUUUUGUAUUUUUACUAUACCUGAGUGACGAGGAACCGAAAACUGUCUAUCUUGUCCAAAUGCUCUAUCCAGAGGACUGUUUGAGUAGCCAAAAAAAUCUCCAAGAAACACAGCUGGACAUCUGCAGAUGUUAGUUUAGUCUCCAAAACUACAAUCCAAUGCAACUUAUAUCACCACAUCUAGUUUGAAAGGGUGUCAAUCAUAAUAAAGAAACACUUUCAUUCACAAACAAAUUCAAGCACUCAAGUAUUUUAAAUUAUUUUUUGGUUCAUAUUUUAAGCAAAAAAAAAACAUAAAUAUGAAAUUAUUUAUACCCCUGGCAAAUUCUGACUUAAAGUUACUUUUAUUCAACCAGCAAGUUUUAUUUUUGGACUGUACAUGACAUGGGCUUCUCCCAAAAGAUAGUAAGACAAUAAUAAAAUAUUUCUCAGCUUUUAUUUACAUUUGAAUAAAAACUUUGUCAAAAUUGGCUAAGGAUACUAAUAAUUUCAGACUUGACUGUAUAGUUUUUCACAGCAUCCAUUGUUCAUAUGUACCAAUGGUGCAUUUACAGCAAGGAAAAUAAGUAUUGAACACAUUGUGAUGUUUUUCCCUGGGAAUAAUAUUUCUAAAGGAGC
Messenger RNA from Danio aesculapii, 4282 nucleotides. It is a transcript of the gene sh3bp5a, whose product is annotated as SH3-domain binding protein 5a (BTK-associated). Gene Ontology annotation, molecular function: protein kinase inhibitor activity. Gene Ontology annotation, cellular component: cytoplasm. Gene Ontology annotation, biological process: intracellular signal transduction; negative regulation of protein tyrosine kinase activity. The record is from RefSeq and is a predicted model, not a curated record. Bases 258 to 1592 code for a protein of 444 amino acids. Lineage: Eukaryota; Metazoa; Chordata; Actinopteri; Cypriniformes; Danionidae. The transcript is spliced from 9 exons.